AUGCAUAUACAGCUUCAGCAAACUCAGUCUAAGCUGGAAGUUACAUCAGAUCUUGAUGAACGGAGACUGAUCCGAAGUGCCAUACACGAACUCCGCAGGAAGGAGUUACAGGGCAUGGAGGAGAUACUUGCCACAAAACGCUUCCGCUCUGAGAACUCAAGGAAAUUAUUAGAAAACAAAGAAAAUUGCCUGAGCUUCAUGGAACCACUGAGUAUGAAGAGCGGAAGUUAAUAAGAGUUGCCAUUCGUAACUUGAGAGAUCAGGAAAUCCAGGCUGUUCUGGGAAAAUGUGGUAGUUCUUCUAGAAAAACUGAGAAUGAAAAAGUAACUCCUAUCCGGAUAUACAAGCCUGCAGAAUUGACUGACUCCAGCCACAUAAAGCAGCCUCAAAAAUCUAUUACUGAAGAUCUCCAAGGGAUCAAAAAAACAAGGACAUCGAUUCAGGAGCUAAAGAGUCAGAGGGACAGUCAGGACAGCAAGGGUGCUUCUAAAGACAUGGCGUCUGAUAUGAUGUUUGCCUUGGAUGGAAUCCAAGUGUUGCCCCCUAUCGACUGUAAUCAAUCUGGAGGGACAGAUCAUGGAUCCACUGACUCUGACCUCGAAUCAGAAAGUGGAAAGGAGUCUAGCACAGAGAGUCAGAGAGAUGCAGAGUGCAAUGAGUGGAGAUCUCUUUCAGAGGAAGGAAUUAAUGAGAGUUCCUCUGGAGUCGAAGAUGAGGAUGAAGAAAAUGAACAAGAAAAUGAUUCUAAACAGGCUGAUGAAGAAGGUGAUGAAAAUGGAACUGACAACGAACAUCACCAUUUACACCAAAAAACCCUCGUAUCAAAUGAUAAGCAGUCUAGCAUAACUGAAGAUCAUACUCAACAAAGUAGAACUCCUGGGUCGAGGGAUACAUCCUACAAAUCUUAUUUGGGUUUGUCUGGUAGAUCGACACAGGAACUUCCACAUUUGCGCUUUGGUGGCUGUGAGCACAGUCUUGCCUCCCUGCUGUCUCCACUCCCAUCCAUGCCAAGAUACUUCGACAGAAAAGGGAGAACAGCUGAAUCCAAAGUUGAUGGGUUGUGCCUUAGCAGAAUUAAUACAGUGAAAGAUCGAAUGAAGAAGUUUACAGAAGAUUCUACCAACCUGUCAGCUGAAGUUGGGGCAGAUUUCUCCCCCCUUAAAAGAACAGGUGCCCUGAGGACAUCCCGUGCCCCUCAGUUCCACCACCUUCCUUCUGAGAAUUGUGUUUUUUCCUCUAAGCUGUCCAGUUCACCAAGGAAUAGAGACACACGAAGCAUCCCUCCUACACCUGAACACGUAUCACAGAGGGCAGCUGAGAACAAAAAUGACAGACUGACUGAGUCCAUACAGAAAAAGGGAAAUUACACCAGUUUUGGACUUGGCGAAGUAUUACCAACUGGUCAUCCUGGAUGUAAAGAGCAGACGCCUUCCUCCUUAAUUCAGCCUGAUGUGUCAUCAGCAGCAGCAGACAGGCAGUCAGCCCCAGGGAACUGCACUUCUGAAGAGAGUUCUGGUCGACAGAAAAAGUCUGCAGCUGAAGCCUACAAAGACACUUUGAUUUCGUCUAAUGCAGAGAACUUAGAGACCGACAGUGAUGCUUUACUGAGGAAGAGGGUGAACUGUGAGGAAAUCAGUGACAGCAUGUCUGGUCAUAGUAAUAGGGCAGUAACUAAUAAACAAAAACGUACUCCCUGUGGGCGGGAUAAAAUCAACCAAUCAGAGCAGAAUGGGCUGGUGGUAGUAAAAGAGCAAAACUCAAAUGGGGCAAAGACAUUGAACCACUCAGAGCAACCUAGUUUAGACUUCUCCACUCCAGUUGGUCAGCAAAGACUUCUAGACUGCAAGUACACAAGAGACGGCAAAGAUCCAAAACACUGCAGCUCUGAGUUAAAAUCCAUAGACGCAGACAUGAAGACCUUACUGACCAUCGAGAUAAAAGAAGGACAGAGCUCAAACAUGAAUUCCCGAAUUACUGGAACACCAUCCAGUAAGAGGGCAGAAUUGAGUCUCGGCUUAAAACCCUCACCUUUCAAAAUAACCAGCACGCCUGGCAGUGGAUUAAAGAUGGAGUCUGACCUUGUAGUUCCACCAGAGCAGCCUGUAAAGCAAGAAGAGCAGGUAAAUGGACUGAAGGAAGCACAGAGCCGAACCACGGAGAAGAGCAGCAAGCUGACCCAGGAAGAGCUGAGUGCCAUUGAUGAUUUGGAAGUCCUUGAUAAGAUGCUGGAUCAAGCUAAAGAGUUUGAAGAAAGAAAGAUGAUCCGGGCUGCAAUGAGAGAGCUUCGAACGAGAAAGAGGGAUCAGAGAGAGAAGGAGAGAGAAAUGAGGCUGCAGGAAAUGAAGCAGAAAGCACAAGAGGAGAAAGCAACAAAAGCAGGCUGUGCCGUAAUGACUGUCACAACUAAAACAGAAAAAUCAGCUGAUGGCUCAUCUUUAAGCUCUUUAACAAAAACACAAAAACUCACAGAGUCUGAAGACAGAAGCAAAACUUCCCGGAUGAUGACCAUGGCGUCAAGUUACGUGAAGAGGUCUGAAACCAGUGCAACCUACAUCCAGACCAAGUCGUCAUACAGCUCUUCCACCAGUGUUAACAGUAGCAGCAGCACUCCUAAAAAAGUCGGCAGUGUGUUUGACCGAGAGGACGACACCACAUCACGUUCCAGUAGCCUAGCUGCCCUGGAGCGCAGACAAGCAGAGAAAAAGAAAGAAAUGAUGCGAUCUCAGAGUCUGCCUAAAACCUCUGCAGCACAGGCCAGGAAAGCAAUGAUCGAAAAACUAGAAAAGGAUGGAGGUUCCCCUAAUCCAGCUGUUGCCAUUGUGAAGGUCCAGCGUGCAUCAAGUUUUGGGGUCCCUAAUGCCAACAGUAUUAAGCAGAUGCUGUUAGACUGGUGCAGAGCCAAAACACGAGGCUACGAGAAUGUGGAAAUACAGAACUUCUCUUCCAGCUGGAGUGAUGGUAUGGCUUUUUGUGCCUUGGUGCAUAGUUUCUUCCCUGAUGCUUUUGACUUCAGUCAGCUAGCACCACAGAACCGUCGUCAGAACUUUGAACUUGCCUUUGCAGCAGCAGAGUGUCUAGCUUAUUGCGUUCCUUUACUGGAGGUAGAGGAUAUGAUGAUCAUGGGGAAAAGGCCUGACUCAAAAUGCGUGUUCACUUAUGUCCAGUCCCUUUACAAUCAUCUGCGGAGAAUCGAGAUGAACAGAAAUAAAAACUGAAGAACAUCAUGACGUAUAUGGAUUCUUGAAACCCUCUUUUAAGCUUCUUUACAACACUAUGAUGUCCUGCUGAGAUGAUUUUACCCAAGAAGGAACUUCUUAUUGGGAAGAAAUGUGUUGCAACUUUUGACCCUGUUUUUUUCUUGCAUGAGUUAAACCUUGCUUAAGGUUUAGAUUGCAACUUGAAAUGUACUGCAUAUGUAAUAAAUGUAUUAUUUUUAAUAAGGUUCAGCAAUCAGCAAUAAUAUCCACGCUGACCCUAAAGUCACAGACAUGAAAACCUGUCACAUAUUUGAUGAGGGACAACUUUUGAAGUUUGGUUUGGUACUCUGAUCCAAGAACAGCACUGUGCUUAAGAAAAAAAAAAAAGAAAAGAAAGACUUAAAGUCCUCUGUUGUACCAACAGUAUUUUAUGAAGUAAAUUAAGGGUGGGGGAGGAAACUACAGCACUUCAGAUUUAUUCUGCACACUCCAAAAUGAGGGUCAGUUCUGCUGCAUUUCCUAACAGAAGAUUAAAUAAGAUCACCAAAAAUUAAGCUGCUGUUCAAGCUAUUUCUGCUUUUUGUAGGUGACUCGUGUUGAAAUUAGUACAAAUGCUAUGUUAAAAAAAUUAUUGUAGAGGUAUGUUGACAGUGACCAUAUAACCUGUUCUUGCCUCAUCACUGAUGGCUCAUCAGUUACCUAGCAGCUGUGCUGUCAUGCACUGUGCAUGUUAUUUUAACAUGUUGACAUAGUAACAAAUAUCAAUAGAUAAUUAAGUGGUGGGGAGAGAUUGGGAUUUAUGUACUCCAAGCACUGAUGUGAUAGAAGAGCUGUCAUUAUAUAUUUUUUAAAAUUGCUAUGUCGCACAACAGCAGAUAGAAGUUGCACACCUUUACGUGAAUAGUUUGAGUUGUUUUAUUAUCGUGUCUACAGCUUGUAGUGCAAGCUUGUCUGCUGUUCAAAUAGUCAAGUAUGUGUAAAUAUAGAACAGUGUGUUUAUACUUAUAUGGUUGUGCUUUGCAGCUGUGAAACUUGACAAGCAUGUUAUUUGCUUUGUUUUUAUUUGACUUUUUUUUCAGAUUCCGUUUCAAUGUAUUUGCAUGUAGAUUUUGCUAAGAAAGGCUAAUACACAGUGUAUCCUAACAGCAAAGUCUGCCGCCAUGCAGAACUAGCUGCUUCAGCUUGGUUAUCCUGAGGUGUUGCUGGAGGUUACAGUACUCACUGAUUGCAUUGUGACACUGCCAUAAUGAACAGCAGUCCAUCUGCUCACCUUUUGUGUAAUGCCAUCACGUUUAGCACUACACUUGGAGCUUUUAUGUAUGCUGUUGUAUAGCUACUUGUUGUUUCAAAUUUUAAUUAUUUUCCACUUAGUACAGAUGUAUGAAGGGCAUCACAUAACUGUCCACAUAAACAUGCGUGUUAAACUUGACAUAUGAAAUAUUUCUGCAAACUCAGUCGAAGUUCCUUUAAAAGUCACAGUUUUUUAAUUGAAAUAUUUAUUUUAUUGUUUUUUUCUAUGUAAGUAGAAAUACGGCCUGUACCUUGUUUUUUAAUGAAGGCAAAGCCAAGAAGGUAGUGAUUGAGAUGUUUAAUGCCUGUUGACCCCACCAGACUGGCAUCCAGUAAGGUGCCAAGUGUGUAGACUGUUAUCUUUAAGUAGCUUGGCUUUGGCAAAAAGACUGACUGAGUUGUUCACAGAACAUGGUAUUAUGUAAAGCAGUAUGUUUUUAUCCAUUGUUGCUGUUCUUUUGGAGGAUGUGAAAUUUAGAAGAUCUUUCCCCCAUGUACAAGAUGCAGGCUAUGUUAGUAAUGACCUGUGCUUCAAUUUUGGAGGAUGUGGAAUUUAGAAGAUAAUUCCCCCAUGUACAAGAUGCAGGCUUUGUUAGUAAUGACCUGUGCUUCAAUUUUGGAGGAUAUGGAAUUUAGAAGAUCAUUCCCCCAUGUACAAGAUGCAGGCUAUGUUAGUAAAGACCUGUGUCUGGAUUCACUUUAGCAGAUGGAGCACUUUCAUUUCUACUACUGUUAAGCUACAAGUCUGCCAAGCACAGCUGGCAUCUCCUAUGCCACUUACUGCCAGGACUGUAGAUAAAGUAUUUGUACACCUUUUUGCAGUGUUUUUAUACACCAUAUUUAUGUAGAUGUUUAAUAAUAAUAAAAGUUUAAUUAAAAUGUA
This is a messenger RNA of Protopterus annectens (West African lungfish), 5370 nucleotides long. RefSeq names its product smoothelin-like. Lineage: Eukaryota; Metazoa; Chordata; Ceratodontiformes; Protopteridae. The record is from RefSeq and is a predicted model, not a curated record. Gene Ontology annotation, biological process: actin cytoskeleton organization. Gene Ontology annotation, cellular component: microtubule organizing center; filamentous actin. Gene Ontology annotation, molecular function: protein binding.